AUGCUUGUCAAAGUGGGCCUGGCCGCAUCGGCGGCCUCAAUCGCCGUCUUGCUCUCCACAAUCGUUUGGAGCGUCGUACUGCUCGGUGACAUCGACGACAUGCUGCAGGAUGGUCUGCGCGACUUUGCCGAAGCACAGCAGGCCCAUGGUGACUCUUGGCACUCACUGCAGAUGCUGCAGAAGGUCGGCUCGCAGAGUUCAGCCGGAAUCCCGUCCGCAUUCACGGUCCGUGAAAAGCGACGCAUCAAGAAGAAACGUCUCCACGAUCAAUGCAAUUGUGGCCUUCGAUCGAGGAAUUGCCCGCGUGGACCGCCCGGUGCUCAGGGACUACCUGGCGAAAUUGGAGCGGGUCCACGAGGAGUUCCUGGUCCGCCCGGAAUUCCUGGGCAGCCGGGACCCGAAGGACCGCCAGGAGACGACGGCACUGAUGGACGUGAUGGUAAAACAGGACCGGUUGGCCCGAACGGAGACGAGGGCGCACCCGGCAAUCCGGGUUUCCCCGGCAGACUUGGCGCCCCCGGACAGGAUGGAGCAAAACCGAUCGGGUUGCCCGGACUUCCAGGCGCGCGUGGAAAUCCGGGACCAACCGGAAAGCCCGGUCUGAAGGGAUACGAUGGAGCUCCUGGCCGUCCUGGAGAACGCGGAGACCAGGGAGACGCGGGUGUGGCUGGCGAACGGGGCAGCGACGGGCUACACGGACAACCCGGAGCUCCUGGCCCGAAUGGCGUUAGUGGCGCCUAUUGCAAAUGUGACGAUGGAACGAACGGCUACUCACGCAGCGCCGUCUACAAGCUGCGGGGACGUCAU
Molecule: messenger RNA, 807 nt
Organism: Mesorhabditis spiculigera
Lineage: Eukaryota; Metazoa; Nematoda; Chromadorea; Rhabditida; Rhabditidae
Source: the annotation of a GenBank genome assembly